CCACUCUUCCACAUUAGAAAUGCUAUGAAGCGAGAAGAUGGCCAUUUGGUGGGAGCCAGGAUGGCUUCAGUAAAGGCCGCUGGUCCUGGGAGAAAUACCCAGCGGCCGCCCGCCUGCCCUUCCUUCUGAGGCUUGUGGAAGGCCAGGGCAAAGCUGGCUGCCCAGAGAAGCGGCUCACUAGCGCAGGCCGGGCCACGAGGCAGGGAGGCGAGCUGGCGCCGCCAAGGGGCAGCUCCAAGGAGGCCAAGAUGCCAGGGUGAGCCCGGCUGCGAGUGGCCGCUGCUGCUCAUCCCUCGGAGGGUCUCCAGAGGCCCAACCUGCCCCCAGGCACGUCCACAGCCUCCUUGAAUUGGCCGCCCUGCGGGGGAAUUGGGGCAUCUUCCUCCUCCAACCCCGACUCUGGGGCUCCUUUUCGUCAGACUGGGAGAACUGGGGGGCCCACUUCCUCUGCCCCCUGGCAAUCCCCAGGCCCAGUGGGGAGUCCCCGGGCGCUCCUCCUCCAGGGAGCCCUCCCUCCCUCCGGGGCUCCCCCGGGCCAGGCGGCUGGCCUGCAGUCACUGGACGUUAGGGGGGGAGGGCAAGGCCUAGCACAUCACUUCCGGGUGAUGCGUGCUCCACUUCCGGUCCAGCCCACGUGCGGAGUCCCAGGCGGUUCCCCCAAGGCGGAAGAGGCGGGACUGGAGCGGCCGGGGUGGGGCGGGGCGGUGCAGGUGAGCGGCUCUAGAGGGAGGGAAAGCAGGGCGGGAUCACCGCCCUCUGCCCGCCCGCCCGUUGGGGUUCCAUGACGUUAGCCCCGGGGGUCGAGGGAUGAAGGAAGGAAUGGAGGCCGCCUCCCCCAGCCCCCCCUUUGGGGCCUGGGUCCCUGGCCUGUCCGAGUGGCGACCCUGGCGGCCUCCCGCUGCCGUCCACCAAGCCUGUGGGGGCUCCCUCUGCUCCGGCCCCCCCCCCCAAGGAGAGCGCAGCCCUGGUGAAAGGGCCUCUGGCUCCGGUCUCUCCCCCCAGGCUGGCCCCCAAGGCUCUUCCGGGGGGGCCAUGAGGCGCCCCCAGGCCCUUGAGUGCGGCCCUCUGCAUCUUUUCAGACUCGGCUCGUGCUGAGGACCAUGGAAAGGCCUCUCUUCACCUCUCAGCUCUCCAGAUUCUCCUGCAUCAAAGAGUGGCCUGAGCCGCAGUCAGUGGCUUUUCUGGAGACACUGGCAAAAGAUGACAUUGAUACGGCUGUCCAAUUGAUUUUAUGCCGAGAAAAAUUCAUUGUGAAGAAAAUAGACACGUAUUUGGACCACCAAGAUACGUUGACUACGAGGAGAAGGGAAUUGUUGUACAGGAAAUGGGUUUCUAAUGUCAGAGACCCUCUCCAGCAGAAGAUUAUUGAAAAAGUCAGUACAUCCAGAAAUUUUUCGAAAAAGAAACAAGAAGAGUUUGAGAGUUACCUCGAAUUCAUCAAUAAAACGGGAGCCGUCUUCUUCGACCACUACAUCCCUGGCGUGUACGACCCGUAUUACAUGAAGAACAAGGACCCGGAGUAUUUCAAGGUCACGGUUCCGCUAUUGCACGACCCUCUGUUCCAAGCUCGGCAGAUCAGGGACGAGGAGAACAGGGCGCUGCUUCAGUGCGAGACGGGGAAGAGAUACACGAUGAGGAAGUUCAGGGAGCUGGAGAAAUCCAAGCUCAUGAGGCUGCCCCCCUUCUCCUUCGGCCAGCAGGACAAACGGCCAAAGUCGGAGCCGGCCAACAGGGAACACCGCCCGAAGAGCAGCAUGCAGACCAAGCUAGGCUCGGUGGGCAGGCGGCCCCCGCCGGCGAGGAAGGACACUGCCAGAAGCGGCGCGCCCAGCCCCAAGCAGCCCCCGACCCCCCGGCCCGGGCUGGAGGACAUCGAGGAGAAGAAGAUCGGCUCGGUGACAGGGCUCGACCUGCUGAUGGCCGCGUCGCUGCGUCACAUGCACCCGGAGGCAGAGCAUGUCAGGGUCCGCCUGAAGGCGUCAGACGUGUGGGCGCAUCGCCCGCUGCUACUCAAGUCCGCCACCUGGUCCGGCGGCCACAAGCUGCGCCCUGUGUGCUAGGAGAGGUUGGCACGCGUGCCCUGUCCUUGCCGGCCCUCGGCCACCGCGAGGACGUCGCGCAGGCGCCCUCUGCAGCCUCCCGAGGGGCCGGUGCUCUGGGAGGUCCGAGCGAGCCGCUCGGCGCCUGC
Molecule: messenger RNA, 2188 nt
Organism: Monodelphis domestica (gray short-tailed opossum)
Lineage: Eukaryota; Metazoa; Chordata; Mammalia; Didelphimorphia; Didelphidae
Product: protein FAM228B-like
Source: RefSeq, a predicted model, not a curated record